This is a messenger RNA of Candidozyma haemuli, 4134 nucleotides long. It is a transcript of the gene SSK2, whose product is annotated as mitogen-activated protein kinase kinase kinase. NCBI's taxonomy places the organism in Eukaryota, Fungi, Ascomycota, Pichiomycetes, Serinales, Metschnikowiaceae. Gene Ontology annotation, molecular function: MAP kinase kinase kinase activity; ATP binding. The transcript has 2 exons. Gene Ontology annotation, cellular component: cytoplasm. The record is from RefSeq and is a predicted model, not a curated record. Gene Ontology annotation, biological process: protein phosphorylation; stress-activated MAPK cascade. Bases 1 to 4134 code for a protein of 1377 amino acids.
AUGCCCAACCAACUGCCUAGUUCACAGAAAGACCAAUCUGCUUUUGCAUCACGUCAUGGCUUACCUCAUAGGGCUAGCGGUUCAAGCAGACGCCCAGGUCUUUCGAGGAGUCAAUCAAAUUAUGCGACAAAUGCUCCUACGUCUACCACAGGAGGAAGCGUCACAAGCUCAAAGACAGUGAAACGGCCCAACAGAGAACGCUCGAGUAGUACUAGCUCGAACGGAAACAACUCAUCAGCGGCUAAUCCCUCAACGUCCAGCGAGCCGAGGAAGAACCGUGCCAAAUCAAUGAGCCAAACUCUCGCCAACAAUUUGCAUAAUAGCAACCAGUACAUCGCACAGGAAAGAGCAUAUUUGAGAAGGAUACGAAAUCAGUGGGAUAAUGAUUACUACACCAAAGGCAUAAAAGGUGCUGAUGAGGAAUCCAGCAAAGGAGAUUCUAAUAACAAUGAAGACGAAGAGGAGGAGGAUGACUUCCUGACGUACGGUAAUACCGACCUCUUAAUUGACAUCGAUGACGAAAAGUAUCAGAUCGACUAUAGUUUGGCUUUCGACAUCAUGAAAUCUGCGAAUACCAACUUGAACUUUCAGAACUCAAAACUGCUUGGGGAAGACACGGUAGAGGACCCUGCCGUGGUAGAACGCCUUGAUUGGCAGGCGAUGUUGUCAUCUGUUCUCACAGGGGAUGUUGUAAGAUCUGAGAAAACUAAAAUAAUUGAUAACACUAGCGUCAACGAUGGUCAAGAACCGUUUUUGCAUACGAAUUACAAAGAGAAUCUUUGGUUUGGAAUUCGUGCAAAACUAUUUAACAGAACCGAAGAUGACCAAAAGAAGAUAAUCUUCUAUCGCAGAACGUUGACUGAUCAAUUGAUAGAGGAAAUCAUGAACUUCGAACUUUGUUAUGACGACAAGCAUAAGUUAGCUCGUGAUCAGGUAGUCGACAUUUUGGAGAAAUAUGAAAGAGUCUGUGAUCAAUGGCGAAGUCUUGAGGAUAUGAAACAUGACAAACCUGCUUGUCGCACUGAGGGUUUUCAGAAUAGAAUUGAUGCUCUUAACGCUUGGCUCAGCAUCACCGAUGCAAUCGAAAGAGAAUCGCAGUCAUUUAAACUCUGGGUUGGAAACGAUGAUCUAGAUAUUAUGAAAGGUAAAUGUGAUUCCGUGGUCCCUAACGAAGCCGAGCUUGAAAGCAGUAGUCUCACAAGCUCCAAAAAUAAAGUUGUGAAGAAAAUUUUUGAAGAAGAUAAUAAAUCUUUGGCUGAAAGGCUCAUGAAAGAAAAGGAUGUUCAUACAAUUUUUCGAAAACGUAUCUUUAUUCCGCUUGCUCCAUGGAUGGUAAAGUCAAGGGAGACAUACAUCAACCUUGGCCAUAUUUUCGAAUUGCUAAAAUUGCCUGAUUAUAUUCAUGACUUGAUUCAACUUUGCCUCAUCCCCAUGCGUCUUAUUAAGGAGAUUAUCAACAUCAGAAUGAAAUACGCCUUGAAAUUACAGAACCCGACCUUGAUGAUGAUAGACCAGAUGAUUGAAGAUUUCAAAUCUUACAUCACCAUUGCAUUGGAAGUGAAAAAUGGAAUUAUGAGUUAUUGCAAGGCAGAUGAAAACCGAACUUGGCUCAUCGCGGAUCUUUUUGACAAUGACAUAGUAGACUUCGACCGGGUUGUUCUCCUGUGUGUGCGCUACUUCCUUGUUCUCUUGAACAGAAAACUCAUCGAUAGCUCUAAAACGCCUAAUACAUUUCGGACCAAUAAAGAGCCGGAGGAACUUGAGGACACAUGGAACUUUCUCAAGUCUUUGGGAGAAUUCAUUGAUGGUGGGAGUACCGUGGUUGCAGAAAAUAUCACGCUAAUCACGCUGCGAUUGUGUCUGAAACUUUUGUCUUAUCUUAAUAACCAGAUUAAGAACCCACCUAGCUCUAAUAUGAGUUCGAGUGAGCUCAUAAGAUGGUAUAACUCCACUACCGAAAAUUUCGGACAGCUCAGACGAAAGCUAGCCAGGUUCACUAGCGAGCUAUCCCGCUCAUUUACCAAUUCGAUCACCUUCGAGAUCCCUACAAACAAUGGAAGUCGCACUAAAGCUCUCUUGGAAGCUUUGAAGAGCACUGAUCAUUUCCUAGUAUAUACUGGGACAGUUGAAGCGCAGGGUAUGUACUUCUUCGCAAGUCCCGAAUUGAGGGACGAUGAGUCAGAAAUUUUGAGGAUUAUAAACGGCUCACGGAUAGGAAUUGAUCAGUCGGAUUCGUUUGAUGAAUUCGUAGGGCUCUUAAACAUGGUUAAUGUUUCAGGUGAGGAUGACUUUGCGAAUUCUGAUGAGUACAUUCUGAAGCUUGGCUAUGUGCUUGCCCUUUGUCCUCCUAAACCAAUCGUGUGGGAAGGUGAUAUGAUCACGUUGAACAUCAAGGAAGUGCCUAUAUCAGAUGUGAAAGUGGGUCAAAUGCUAUUCGUCACCAGUGAUCCUUUUUAUAACCUCGUUGAAAUACGAUCCCGCUUUGUGGAAACUGUCACUGACGCAAUGGAAGGGGGUAAUACGCUUAAAGUCGUCGAACAGCGCUCUUCCUUGGCAAAAGUCCAUCGAGAACUCACAAAGAUCAACAAGAUUUUUUUUAAAAUGACGAUGGCAAUACUAGACUCCGUCAAGAUUAUUAUAGAACGGUGCAAGAUGCUCAUUCCGAGUGGAGGAUAUCAAGAAUUAGUGAACUCAUAUUUCAUUUAUGCAAGAGAUUUUGGGAAAGGGUCCGUUAAAUGGGCAGAUCCUCUGAAGAAAUCUACGGUCAUAAUGAAACUCAUUCAGCUCUCUAUUCAAUGGGUCAGUUUCAUAUGUGAUGAUUGCAUACCAACUGACCGCAAAACUUUUCGAUGGUGUGUGCUUGCCCUUGAGUUCUCCAUGGAGAUGACCCGUGGAUUUAAUGUACUUGUUCUCAACGAAGACCAAUUCAAUAAGCUUCGACUCAAAGUGGCACGCUGUAUGUCGCUUCUAAUAUCACAUUUUGAUAUAAUGGGUGCUCGGUCUAGCGAAGCCGAGAAGAAAAAACUACUCAAGUGGACCUCGCAAAGACACAAAAUCGAGAACACUACGGACGAUGAGUACAUUCUUACCGCCUAUCGGGAAGAUGUCAUGAAGGAAAUCGAAGAAAUUGAGAAUUAUAGGGCAGAAGUUCAAGAACAGUUGAAUUCCAUUGGAAGAGUGUUGGACGUUUCCGAUCUGGAGUAUCAUUUUGUGAAACUUCUCGCCUCCUCCUUCUCUAGUGUUUCUAUCAGGUGGCAAAAAGGGCGCUUCAUAGGUGGUGGAUCUUUUGGCCAAGUUUUUGCUGCCGUCAAUCUAGACACUGGGGGCGUCAUGGCUGUCAAGGAGAUCCGGUUCCAUGAUAGUCAAUCAAUCAAGAUUAUCCCUUCGAUCCGGGAUGAGAUGACAGUGUUGGAAAUGCUUAAUCAUCCUAAUGUUGUGCAGUAUUUUGGUGUUGAAGUACACAGAGAUAAAGUCUACAUCUUCAUGGAGUUUUGUGAAGGGGGAUCACUCUCUGGCUUGUUGGCACAUGGACGUAUCGAGGAUGAAAUGGUUAUACAGGUUUACACCUUGCAGAUGUUAGAAGGUUUAGCUUAUUUGCAUCAAUCCGGCGUUGUUCAUCGUGAUAUCAAACCUGAAAAUAUCUUGUUAGAUCAUAAUGGCGUAAUUAAAGAACCUCAACUCGAUGACGGGGACACCUAUGUAUAUGUCCCGGAGGUGAUCACAGGUCAAUCGACAGCCAAAAAUGGAGUGGUCGAUAUUUGGUCCCUUGGUUGUUGCGUUUUGGAGAUGGCAACUGGAAGACGUCCAUGGGCUAAUUUGGAUAACGAAUGGGCCAUCAUGUACCAUAUUGCUGCUGGGCACAAGCCUCAGCUACCCUCUUCGGAUCAACUUAGUGAACCUGGCCGUUUAUUCCUCUCAAAAUGCUUAGAACACGAUCCUACCAAAAGACCAAGUGCUGUGGAGCUUUUGAGUGACCCUUGGAUUGUUCAAAUCCGUCAGGCUGCAUUCGGCUCGAGUGAUGGCUCGACGCCGUCUUCGGAAUUUGGACCUGGUAUCACGCCCACUGGAGAAAUAUCAGCGCCAUUGACUUCCUUUCCUGAGAGUGGUCAAACAAGUGAUGACAAACCUUUAUAG